Molecule: messenger RNA, 1136 nt
Organism: Salvia splendens (bonfire salvia)
Lineage: Eukaryota; Viridiplantae; Streptophyta; Magnoliopsida; Lamiales; Lamiaceae
Product: cytochrome P450 76T24
Exons: 1
Coding region: 31-978 (315 amino acids)
Molecular function (GO): monooxygenase activity; oxidoreductase activity, acting on paired donors, with incorporation or reduction of molecular oxygen; heme binding
Source: RefSeq, a predicted model, not a curated record
UUUAACUAAAGAUCAAACUUCAAUUUAGUCAUGGAUUUGUUAACAUCAUCGAUCAUCCUAGCAUCCAUUGCAUGGAUAUGCAUACUGAUUUCCCGGGCCCAAAAAUUAUCGAAACUUCCUCCGGGCCCGUACGGGUUACCCAUCAUCGGCAACAUCUUCCAUCUCGGGCACAAACCCCACCGCUCCCUCGCCAAACUCUCCCAAAAAUACGGGCCCGUGAUGUCGCUGAAGCUGGGCAGCAUCACCACCGUAGUAAUCUCCUCACCAGAAACCGCCAAACUCGUGCUUCAAAAGCACGACUCCUCCUUCUCCAACCGAACCAUCCCGUUGGCGUCCAAAGCCCUCCGCCACGACGAGUACUCCGUGGGGUGGCUUCCCGUCGGAAGUCAGUGGAGGAAGCUGCGGAAGAUAUGCAGAGAGCAGAUGUUUUCGGCUCCGCGGCUGGACGCCAGUGAGGAUCUGAGGAGAGAGAAGCUGCAGAAGCUGCGUGACUUCGUGGCGGAUCGCUGCGAUAGCGGAAGCGCCGUGGACAUAGGGGAGGCUGCUUUCACGACGGCGCUGAAUCUGAUUUCGGCGUCGCUGUUCUCGGCGGAGUUCGCGCGGUUCGAUUCGGAGUCGUCGCAGGAGAUGAAGGAGGUGGUGUGGGGCGUCAUGAAAUCCUUCGGAAGCCCUAAUUUCGCCGAUUAUUUUCCGCUGCUGAAACCGGCGGAUCCGCAGGGGAUUUUUAAGGCGGCGGAGUUUAAUAUUGGAAGGCUGUUGGUGAAAUUGGAUGAGAUAAUUGACGAGAAAUUGAAAUCGAGAGGAGAGAAACGUGAUUUGGUGGAAGCGCUUCUUGAGAUCAACCAAAGAGAUGAAGCUCAGCUUAGCCGAGACGACAUAAGACAUCUCCUUCUGGUACUACGCUUUCUUACAAAUUUAUGCAGUCUAGUAUCUUGGAAAGGAAAUCUUGAAAUUCGCAACAAUGGGUUUUGGGUUUAGGGUUUAAGGUUUUGGUUCUUCUUAAUAAAUUAAGAAGCCCUUCUCAUAAGGCAUGCUAAUACAAAGCACUCAGUUUUUGAUGAAUCCGCGAAUUUUCGAUGAUGAUAAAUGCUCGUAAAAAUAAAUCACGACACAGAGAAUUUAACGUGGUUCGAUUU